Sardina pilchardus (European sardine) is the source of this 2581-nucleotide messenger RNA. RefSeq names its product protein tyrosine phosphatase 4A2b (gene ptp4a2b). NCBI's taxonomy places the organism in Eukaryota, Metazoa, Chordata, Actinopteri, Clupeiformes, Clupeidae. Gene Ontology annotation, biological process: protein dephosphorylation. The transcript has 7 exons. Gene Ontology annotation, molecular function: protein tyrosine phosphatase activity. Gene Ontology annotation, cellular component: nucleus; cytoplasm. Bases 557 to 1081 code for a protein of 174 amino acids. The record is from RefSeq and is a predicted model, not a curated record.
CCUCCUUAGUGAGAAAAGAGCUCUCAUUCUCGCAGCGAAGAAGGGGAAGACAGACCUCCCAGCGCUUAUUGCUCUCCAUCCACAUUCUCCGGGAUUGAUACGGGAUUUCAAUGUUCAGCCUGCUCCUUAGCUUCUGUGUUGAGUGGGGUCGCCCCUAUAUGGCGUUUGCGAGCGUGAGCGGAGACUUCUGCCAGGCACAGCACCUCGCCUUCGUGGACAAGUGAACCGAGAGCCCCCCGAAAGACUACGCUACCCACAAGCCCCCCUGACCUGCGCCGCCUGCCAACACACUGGGCCUUCCACCUCACUGCCACCCCACCUCUCUCUCUCUCUCUUCCUCCCUCUCUCUCUCUCUCUCUCUGUGUCUCUUUCGGUGGCCCGCUCCUCUGCAGCCUUGACCCCGUCCGGAGCCCGUGACCUGUGACCCCGCGACCUCCCCCAGAGUUGUCGAGCGCACUGCACCGCCCCCCCCCUGCACUGCGCCAUCCCUCCGUCGGACGCUCUUCUGCUCCUGCAGUGAUUUCUCGGACUAGCCUGUCUUCCUCACCGCUCCUGAAUGGGACGUCUGGCCAACAUGAACCGCCCGGCAGCAGUAGAGAUCUCCUACGAUGGGAUGAAGUUCCUCAUCACACACAACCCCACCAACUCUACGCUCAACAAGUUCACAGAGGAAUUGAAGAAAUUUGAAGUGAAGACGCUGGUGCGAGUGUGUGAUGCCACCUAUGACAAAGCUCCAGUGGAGAUGGCCGGAAUCACGGUCCUGGACUGGCCCUUUGACGACGGAGCCCCUCCCCCCACCCAGAUCGUAGAUGAUUGGCUGAACCUGUUGAAGACCAAGUUCCGGGAGGAACCGGGGUGCUGCAUCGCUGUCCACUGCGUGGCGGGACUGGGCAGAGCUCCCGUGCUGGUGGCCUUAGCCUUAAUUGAGACUGGGAUGAAGUACGAGGAUGCUGUCCAGUUCAUAAGGCAGAAGAGACGUGGAGCCUUCAACUCCAAGCAGCUUCUUUACCUCGAGAAGUACAGGCCCAAGAUGCGCCUGCGCUUCAAGGACUCCAACGGCCACAACUGCUGCAUCCAGUAGACCCCCAGGGAGAGCAGCGUCCUCCUUACCUUUUUUUUAGCAAGAAGAUGAUGACGACGACCAAGAAGAAGAAGAAGAAAAACCAAACUCGAACCGACACAAAAAAAUAGAGAAAAAGAAAAAGUAAAUAUUUGCUAUGUAGGGACAGCAGCCGUGCGGGGGGGGCAGAGGUCAGAAAAGCGUUAAUGUUGUGGUGAUUGUGUUUGUCUUGAUACUGGACAGCGAUGAGCGGUUAACAGAAGGCAGGACUGUGUGCAGGACACAGGCCUGUAGAACACACCAGCUGUAUGAUUUUCAGAGCUAGAGGUCAAAGCACACCGAUUAGGCCCACCUCCUGGUUACCUGUGUACCAAUCACGGGCUUAGAAUCUCACUUCCUGUUGGCCUGUGAGCCAAUCACAGGCUAAAAUCCCUCCUGAUCUUUUUUUUUUCUCUCCUCUAUACCCCCACGACCCACCCACACUCCCCUGAUGUAAUCAUGGGAUAGCCUUUUUUUAUUUUUUGUUUUUUAUUCUACAUGAAAAAUGUUGUUUAAAUGAACCAGUGGUAAUAGAGAUUUAUACAUGUGAAAUUGUAAUGAUAUUAAUGAUUUGUAUUAAUAACAUUAUUGGUAUGAUUAUUCAUGGGCCAGACUUAUGUACUUUUUAAAUUUUGUUUUGAAGCCUCCCUACACAAACCCAAGUUGUUUUGGUCAAGGUGACUGUAGGAUGGGCACGGGUGUUAUUGCACAAAAAAAACAAACUGAACAGGUUCCAUUCAAAUGCAGUAACUUUCAUUCUCUCUCGCUCUCUCUCCUCUCUCUCUCUCUCUCUCUCUCUCCCUCUCCCUCCUUCCCUCUCUCCCCCUCUUUUGGGAACUUCCCUCUGUAAUGUUGGGGGUUUUCAGAUGGGCUUGACGUAUGUCCUCUGUAUUUAUUCUGUUUAAUUAAUCUCUGCCUGGAGUUGGGUAGGGGCCAGAGAUCCUUCACACUCAACACACACACACACACACACACACACACACACACUGACUUGUCUGUUAUCACUUCUUUUAAACAACCAUGUUUUCAGUUUUGUUUUCUGAAUCUCUGGGCAGUGCAAUAUUCAGUCCAGCUUAAAGAAGGCAGGCCUCACCCCUGGGACCGUCCUACACACACACACACACACACACAGACUUACACACAGGGACUUACACGCACACACAGACACACACACCAAUGAAAAUCGCACAGGAGGAGGCUUGGUUGGUUAUAGGUACUUGCUCACUUAUCAUGGCUGCUCACUCCUGUUUUAAAAAGGUAAUCGUCAACUUACACACACACACACACACACUCACACACACACACACACACACUCACUGUGACCCUACUGUUCAGCCCACAGUCACUGAAGGAAGGUUGCGGCAGCCGUGCCGUGUGUAAGGGUGAUCAGCUCAAGGUUUCUUUUUUAGCAUUUCCUCUGAACCUUUACCCCCUUACUUUGUCUUGGUUUUAAAAUAAAUGAAUAAAAAUCAAUAUAAACUG